Molecule: messenger RNA, 1773 nt
Organism: Rosa chinensis
Lineage: Eukaryota; Viridiplantae; Streptophyta; Magnoliopsida; Rosales; Rosaceae
Exons: 10
Coding region: 741-1601 (286 amino acids)
Source: RefSeq, a predicted model, not a curated record
UCUAAAAACGAAAACAAGAGAUAAAACCUAAAACAAACAAAACUCAAUUAUCUCUCUCACGGCGAUCUCGUCGACCUUCAUCUUCAUAAUACGUCUUUGAGCCUCCCUCUCUGCAUCUCCCUUGUUUGAAGCUCUGAUCUCUGCAGGAGAUAGCUUACUGAAUAUACAAAGUGAAGAGGCAAGUCCCCCAAAAGAAGAUCUCCUUGAUAGAGCCUUGCAGUGAAAUCAGCAUUGUCUUCAAGGUUUCCUUUAAAUGUGAUGUUUCCUCCUCCACUUAACAGUGACAAAAUGUCGAAACGUCUUCGUUCGAACGUUUCCGGUGCCCAAAAGGCUAAUGUUGGUGUCACUUUGACAAAACGGCGACGUGUACAAGCAAACGAACCUUCACUUCCAAAUUCUUUGCAAGAUGAACUUGAUGUUCCUGAUAUGCCUACCUCUAAUAGAACUACCCAAAGGGCUAUUGCUAGUACCAUUAUCCAAAGGCCUAUUGUUGGUGACUCAAUGAAUGCACACGUUCAGUGCCAAACUACUAACCAGCCAUCAAUAAAUACUACAACUGAAGGGUUGAAUGAUGCUAGGACAUCAGUCGAUAUCCAAGGAUCUACUACAGAAGGUCCAGAAAAAAAGUGCGUGGAAAGACAAGAGGUUUAAAUGCUGAUAAGGUGCAUGAGCAGCUUGGUACUAAAAUACCUGUGACUUUCAAGAAAGAAAAUGGCAGACCCACAGGUCCAUAUGCAGAAAUGUUUGCUAAUGAAAUUGGAUUCACCAUUCGGAAUCAUGCACCUCUAAAUGUGAAAAAAUGGAAGGAAGUAAAACCAGAAGAUAGAACAAGUUUGAUCAAAAGAAUAACUACUAAGUACGACAUUGACAUGUCUCUACCUUGGGUUAAGAGAUAUGUGAAUAAAUCUUUUGGAACAGUGUUUGCUAACUUCCGUUAUAAGCUGAAGAAGCAUUUUGAGCAAUUCUCAACAAAAGAGGAAGCAUUAGAAAAUAAACACAAAGAUGUUAAAACUGAAGAUGAAUGGGCUUUUCUGUGCACUUAUUUUUCUAGUGAAGAUUUUCAGAUUGUUUCAGAGAAAAAUUCUAUUAAUAGGUCACAUUUGAAAUAUCACCAUAAAGCAGGGUCGAAGUCUUUUAUGUCGCAUCAAGAACAGAUUGCUGCACAAUCAGGGGAGAUGCUAGGUGCAAUUGAACGCUUUGAAAUGGAGUACAAAAGCAUUAAAAAAGGUUGGGACUUGGGAGCGAAAGAAUUAUGGGAUCAAAUGGUUAAGAUGCGAACCGAGACAACCCUUCCUGAUGGGACUCAAACUAUGAAUGAUGAUGAAAUAUGUGCAAAGGUUCUUGGAGUAAAAUCAGGCUACAUCAAGGGUUGUGGUUUUGGCCCUAGGCCUCCACCAUCUAGCACUUCUCGAUCGUCACUAGAUGAAAUGUCUGAGAAGAAUAAAGAGUUAGAAGAUAAACUUGAAGAGACUCAAGAUACUAUAAAGGCUCAACAAGAAAAGAUUGAUGCACAAAACGUGCUGAUCCAAGAAUUGCAGGAGCAAGGCAAAAAGUUUGAGCAGUUCAUGGCAACCUUUAUGAACCAACAAGCAUCAAGUUAGUUAUGCUUAUCUAGGAUUUAGUAUCAGUUAAACAAGUUAAUUGACUUUUGGAUCAUUUUUAGUUCAAUAUUGACUUUAGACUAUUCCAAUUAGUAGUUAUGGUAGACAACAUUAUGAAUUAUUAUUUUGUUUACUGUUUAACUAGUUUUGAAUAAGAAUCCUCUUUUUAGAA